AUGCUGAACUGUCAUGGUUCGAGUUUUGCUUGGGUGCCAACGAGACCCGGUGAUGCGAGAUCGGAACUGAAGUCCACACCAGCCGGGAUGAGAAUACCUAUUGAGAACACAAGUCUGCAUGAAAUUCAAUGCAAGCGUGAUUUUGGGAAGAAAUGUGAUGAGAAAGAGGCCUGGCUUGCCUCUUCUGCUGCCCCGUGGCCCAGUAGCCUUGGUGGCAUCGGAUUCGAAGCCCGUCGUGGUGGUAUUGAGACGGAGGUUCAAGAGUUGGAUCUGGUCCGAGAGGAGUCUCAACAGGACGGGCCCCACACGGAAGUGAACUACUGGAAACGAAGGAUGGCACGUUUCAACUUCCUCAUAAACCAGCUGAAGCAGCGUAAAGUCACUAGUCUGGUGACAGUGCUCAAGUUGGCCAGAUCCAAGACGCUUGAGGGGGAUAUCAUCUGCUGUGAGGAUGUCCAUCUGAUUAUAGCAGACGAAUGUUUUAGCACAUGGAAAAUGGGCUUCGAAGAAUCGCCCAGCAACUUGACGCUGGAGCACCCUCCAGUUCGUGUGGAAGAGAUUCUCUGUCACCCCGAGCAAUCCCAGUUCACCGUUCGUCCGCAUGUGACCGACAUCGUCGGGACAGCGCAACAUGUUUUAUGGAAAUUGUGUAGAAAACUAACAUCGCAGGCCGGUGUGCCGUGGACCUGCUGGCACAAUUCUACAACCACAGCCUCCGGUGGAACCAACUUACCAAUUCCUAACCCUCGCCUCUUCACACGAACUGGAGGGUACUCCAGCAUUAAGUAA
Messenger RNA from Protopolystoma xenopodis, 789 nucleotides. The record is from the annotation of a GenBank genome assembly. NCBI's taxonomy places the organism in Eukaryota, Metazoa, Platyhelminthes, Monogenea, Polystomatidea, Polystomatidae.